Alternaria hordeiaustralica is the source of this 900-nucleotide messenger RNA. RefSeq lists its product as uncharacterized. The record is from RefSeq and is a predicted model, not a curated record. Bases 1 to 900 code for a protein of 299 amino acids. The transcript is spliced from 3 exons. Gene Ontology annotation, cellular component: ribosome; small ribosomal subunit; mitochondrion. Lineage: Eukaryota; Fungi; Ascomycota; Dothideomycetes; Pleosporales; Pleosporaceae. Gene Ontology annotation, biological process: translation. Gene Ontology annotation, molecular function: structural constituent of ribosome.
AUGGGUCGGUUGAAGCUGGAGCUGGAGAACAGUACCAUGCCACUCGACCAGCGGUUAGAGGAUCUUGGUAUCAGUCGGGAGGAAUACAAGACGUACGAUAUGCCGAAGAUACAGGAACGGAAAAAGAAGAAGAAGAAAGUCAACCAACGUCAGGAAGAAUGGGAGCCCAAGACACGCGAAGAGGCAGCGCAGAGGUGGAAAGAGUUGCAAAACACACCUGACCACUUGGGUCUCCUCAAAGUGUACAAACGCGCUGGUCUGGAGCCUCUCAAACUGGCAAAGGAACACAACAUCACCCUCCCCACCGACCAACCCCCCCUCGACGCCAAAACCGCCGAAGCCCUCGAAGCCCUCCGCACCCCCAUCAAUGUCCGAGCCGUACACAUGCGGCCCCUGCGCCGCACGCCCGAACACGGCGUGCCCACCUGCGACCUCCAACUACGCACCUACAACAUCCGCAACCUCCUCCUCUUCGCCGACUUCGCCGUACGCGCAGCCUACUACAUGGGUCUCUGCGCCCGCGGCCCCAUCCCCCUCCCCCGCAUAACCGAACGCUGGACAGUCCCACGCUCCAACUUCAUUUUCAAGAAGUCACAAGAGAACUUUGAGCGCAUUACCAUGCGGCGGCUGAUCCAGAUCCAAGAUGGGCACCCGGAUGUGGUGAAGGCUUGGUUGGCUUUCCUGCAGAAACAUCAGUACCAUGGGGUGGGUAUGAAGGCGAAUAUUUGGGAGUAUGAGAGUUUGGAGGAUGCGACGAGGGCUGGGUAUGAGAUGAAGGAGGGUGAUUUUAGUAGGAGGAGAGAGGGCAAGGUUAUGGACAAGGUGGCGGAGAUUCUGCAGAGGGAUGGGUUUAAGGAGGCGAUGAAGGGGCAUGAGGGGAAGGUUGAGAUGAGGCCGUAA